Messenger RNA from Saccostrea cuccullata (small rock oyster), 2949 nucleotides. RefSeq lists its product as uncharacterized. The record is from RefSeq and is a predicted model, not a curated record. Gene Ontology annotation, molecular function: protein binding. Gene Ontology annotation, cellular component: ciliary inversin compartment. Gene Ontology annotation, biological process: protein localization to ciliary inversin compartment. Bases 1 to 2946 code for a protein of 981 amino acids. The transcript has 7 exons. NCBI's taxonomy places the organism in Eukaryota, Metazoa, Mollusca, Bivalvia, Ostreida, Ostreidae.
AUGGCAUAUCCUUCCCUAUAUAACGUUGAUGCCUGUCCUGGCAACCAGACUGAAUGGGAGGCAGCCUCAAGAAGACUGAACUGUACACUGAAUUCAAAAGUUUAUACGAAUAGAUACCACUGUGUGGCCACCAGAGACCGAUCACGGCUGGUGGAGUUCUGUUAUCCACGUUAUCGGAGUCUGUUUGGAAAAGGACAGUGUGUCAUAUUCGUCCCUCCUCUUACUUUGGACAAUUACACCUGUCUUCAUUUCAAGAAUGGUUGUCCAGAUGAUAACUAUUUCACUGACCAGUUAUUCAAGUAUCCUAGUUGCUUCCAGAUUGAACCUGAUCUGAAGUGUUUUAUUUCUGAUGAAUCUUGUCUGGUGAAGAAUCGGAUUACUACAACGCAAAAUGAAGAAGAGUCCACAUCACAGUUGUCCAUAGGUCAAAACUUGACUAAACAGUUUCAUGAAGAGAAAGAUUUAGUACCUGUAUUAGUUCCUACAUUUCUCCUUCUCGGAAUCCUUUUCGGAAUCUUAAUAUUUACAAUGAUCCGAUUGAAAAGGAGAAAUUUCUUGACAAUAAAAAAUCCGAAAAGAGGUAGUCAAAAUGUCGGGAGCGAUGUGACAGAAUACUUGCUACAAAAUAAAACAGAAAAUAUGAACGAAACCGAAUCUAUCGAAAUAUAUCAAGGACAGGAAGAGACCAAAGCGGAAGAUGAAAAUGUAAUGGUUAUGAGACGUGACUUUCAAAGAGAUGAAAAGCACAUAGAUAAAGAUCUUCAGCAGAAGAUAGAUAAAACCAAAAAAAUAUUGAAGGAUUUCGAAGAGAAUAUAAGUGAUGUGUUUGUUAAGACACGCGCAUAUUCGACUGUUUUGAGAACUCUGGAAAAACACAGAUAUUGUCUGGUUAAAGGGAACCCUGGCGAUGGGAAAACUACCACUGCUAAACACAUCUUACUAGAACUAGAGCAGAAAGGAAUGUAUCCGAUAGAGAUAUACACGAUAAAAGAUAUUGAACCUUUACCAAUGUGCUCAAAUUUAGCUAUUUUUAUUGAUAACAUAUUUGGUGAGAACGGAUUGCUGGAAGCUGAAUUGCAUGAUUUUAAGGUUCGAGAAUCCAUGAUCAAAGCUACAGUGUCGAACGAUGAGGGGAACGGCAACGUAUUAAUCACAACUAUUAGAAAUGAUGAAUACAAAGAAUGUGCGCACAAUCUUAGAGACAAUGACUUUCUAAAUUCCUCCGUAAUUGAUAUAUCUGAUACACAAAACCAAAUACAAGAAGUAGAGUUUCAGGAAUUUGUGAAGAAAUAUGGAUUACAGCAUCUAAAUCCAUAUAUGAAAGAGAUAGACAUUCAACGUUUUGGAUGUUCAAUAGGAAUCCCGCAAUGUUUCAGCUUACUGAAAAAUAAAAAAGAUAGAAAUAUUACUGAUGCGCAGGAACUCUUUAUAAAUCCUUUAAAUUAUCUACAAAGCGAAAUUGAAAAAAGAAUACAAAAGAAGGAGCCUAAAACAGCUGUGUUGAUUUACAUUCUCUUGUGUGGAGGAAUCGUUAGUAAAAACACAUUGUGUAAUACCCACAAGGAUAUGCCAAGGAAACAUAAAGCCAUGAGUAUAAUAGGAAUGUCAGAAGUUAGUGACUCGCUACAGAAAUUCCAUAGUUCUGUUGGGUCGUUUGAUGGUACAUAUAUGAUAUAUGAUGAAAUUGAACAGACUUUCAGAUUUUCACACAGCUCUGUUCAACAAAGUCUCUUUCGUCAUCUCUGGCAAUAUCACCCACGAAAAAUAAUUUCUGAGUGCGACCCAUCCUUGCUAGUACAUUUAACUGCUUCUAACUCGACCCGUAGUACUGAUGAAAUAGAGGUCGAAAUGUUCCCAAUCCUUGUACAGAGAAUUAGAGUACUGCUUAAGAGAAUGAAAACAAUGUCUGUAUUUAAAUCAAUAUCUUUAAUGAAAAUUUGGGCAUGUAAUGAAUUUCUAGAUAAUUUCAGGAAGAAUAAGGCUUGUGUAAAAUCAAUGAGAGAGAGUGUUGACGAAAGAGAAAAUUCUAUGUUGGUUCAUUUCUCAAAGGCUGGUAAUGCAAAAAUGGUUGCCUUUUUGCUGCACAAUUCAUCGAAAGAAGAAAUAUAUAAAUCAUUAAACAAGGCCUGUAGUUACAAUUAUAUUGAUGUUGUGGACAUUAUCUUAGAAACAAAUGUUAAAUAUGAUCUCAAAACAUGUUUUUAUGCUGUACAAAGUGGAAAUAUUGAAAUGCUUCUCCUUUUUACAGACAAUGUAGAUCUAAAACAAAGAGAGUUUUCAAACCAUCCCAGAUGGUCCUUUUUGAGAUUGGGUUUGCUUCAUGAAAUAUGUUUCUUUGGACAAAAUAGAUUAGUUGAACCUAUUCUCAGACGUUAUCCGACCAUUUGCGAUGUUCAAGAUGAACAAGGUGGGAAUGCUCUUCAUUUUGUUGCAUUCGCUGGACAAAAAGAUUCCUUUCAAAUGUUGGUAAAUAGUGGGUCUGAUCCAUACUCUAGAAGUCAUCAUGGUUCUACUGUGCUUCAUUACGCUUGUCAAAAUGGUAAGUUAGAGAUGGUUAAGUACAUCUGUGAAACCUAUCCUAAGUUAUUGCAAAAAUCUUUUAAUGACUAUGAAGAACGUAAUUCUCUUCACUGGGCUGCACAAUCGGGAAAUAUUGAGUUAUAUAAAUACCUCUUAGAAAAAAAUGCUAAAGUAUCAUUCACCAACGGUUUUCAUUCCCCAUUAAAUAUGGCUUGUGAAAAUGAACAAAUUUCAAUGUGUAAAUACCUAUUAGAAAUUCAUCCUGAACUACUAAAAAUUAUUGACAAAGAAGGGAAGAGUGCGUUACAUGCUGCAUCUUGGGGUGGAAGUAGGGAUGUUUUUAAACUUUUGAUGGAUAAAGGCUUAAAUGUAAAUGAAAAAACGAAUGAAGGUAAAACAGUCCUACAUGUGCUGUAUGAAUGGUAAGUU